AUGCCACCGGCCCGCCGCGGGAACAAGACAUGGCAACAAUGCCAGACAGAGCGGCAGCGACGGAGUAGGUUAUUGCAAGUGCCUCUGCCAACGCCAGGUCUGACCGUGUCCCAGCAACCAAAUGCGCCUAUUUUUUCCGACGCGGAUGUCGCCGGCCCUCGAACAUGGUCGUCUCGGUGCGUUGCCGCGACCACGAGGCGAGGAAAAUGA
Molecule: messenger RNA, 210 nt
Organism: Protopolystoma xenopodis
Lineage: Eukaryota; Metazoa; Platyhelminthes; Monogenea; Polystomatidea; Polystomatidae
Source: the annotation of a GenBank genome assembly